UAGGGUUUUGAAAUGCAGGGAUGCGUGCUCAGCGAGGAGCAGCGAGCACGGAUUCUGGCCAGCCAUCGCGCUGCCAAGGCGCGGCUGGCUCGGAAAUCCGUCGGCGCAGGCGCUCCUUUGGACCAGAGGAAGAGCCCUGACAGGAAGAAGGUAUGCGGGGUGAGGCCGCCUCUCGCGGAUGUGGAUGUGAAUGCUGCUGUGGGUGGAGGGAAAGCAGAAGUAUCCACUGUUGGUCCCCGUACUUCAUUGGGGGCGUUUGAGGACUUCGACGAUUUUGAUGAGGACGCUUUCGAGGAGAUUGAUAGGCUUUGUAGCAAGAGGAAUGAAGACGCUCGCGAUGGAGGUUCUGCAGCGGACAUGCCAACGUAUCUCCGGAAGCUCAAUGUGUCCCAAAGGGAUGCAGCGCUGAGCAGCAUUGGUAAGCCACUUCUGAUUGUUGCCGGGCCGGGAAGUGGAAAGACCUCUACAAUGGUCGCACGUAUUCUGACAUUGUUAAACGAGGGGGUAGACUCCAAGAACAUUCUAGGAAUGACCUUCACGACAGCUGCUGCAACGGAGAUGAUGGACCGCGUCGCUGCUGUGGUGGGGAAGGAGGCGUCCAAGGAACUUAUGAUCUCGACGUUUCAUUCCUUUUGCUUGCAACUCUGUCGCUCUCAUGCGGAGAAGUUGAACAGGACGUCUGAGUUUCUAGUUUAUGGAGCUAGCCAGCAAAGGAAGGCCGUGAUUGAGGCAACACGGUUAGCUUUGGAAGCAACAGAAAGCUGUGACGCUCAGAAACCCGAAGUGUGGAGAGAACGGGCGAAAAAAUGGCAGCGGUUCGUAACGCAGGCAAAAGCUUCUGGACAGGAUUCUGAGCAGAUUGAGAAAUCAGGAAAUCAUCUUGGGGCGGAUAUUCUGAGGCAUUACGAAAGAAUACUGGCAUCCUGCAAUUCGCUGGACUACCAUGACUUCAUUGGAUUUGCUGUAAAGCUUUUAACUGAUCACCCUGAUGUGUCAGCGGAAUGUCACAACACUUGGGCAUAUGUACUCGUUGACGAGUUCCAAGAUACGAGUGUGAUGCAGUACAAGCUUUUGCGGCUUCUUUCUCUGCACGGGAGGGUCACUGUGGUUGGGGACGAUGAUCAAUCCAUUUUCAGCUUCAAUGGUGCCAACUCUCUCGGUUUUUCCACAUUCCGGAAUGACUUUCCAAACCACAAAGAGGUGAGACUACACCAAAAUUAUCGCUCCACUGGCUGUAUUGUAGAAGCAGCGAGAUGUGUCAUUCAAAAUAAUGAUUCAGGCUGCAGCGCUAAAGUUGUGCGAACGGAUAACGAUUUUGGAGAAAAGAUAGUUGUUAUGGAGUGCCGAAAUGAAGAAGCACAGUGCGCAUUUGUGGUCGAUGAAAUCCUGGAAAAGGCUUCAAUGGCCAGUGACAUCAAGCCGGUGUUUGCAAACUUUGCUAUACUCUACAGACGACAGGUCACAGGCAAAAUAUUUCAAUCUGCUUUCCGUAGUCGAAAGAUUCCGUUCAAUAUGCAUGGAGUAGCAGUCUACCGCAAGAAGGUUGUGAAAGACGUGAUUGCUUUAUUGUGGACAUCCUUAGGAAGAAGUGGGACCGUGUUUGAAAGAAGAGUAUUUAAGGCGUUAUAUGGUGGUGAUAAAACGGAAACAAAGAAGGCAGUGGAGUACGUGGAAAAGUACGGAAAAAAUGAAAAUUGUAGUUUUCUUGAAGCAGCAGAGAUUAUUUUUACGGCAAAAGUUUCGGGUACCUUUAGCAGGCGCCAACUUAGCCAAGGCCGGAAAGUACUGACUACCGUGGAGAUGGUGAAACGCUUGGCUGCCAAGGAACAAUCUUUGUCGAGCCUAGUGACCGCUGUAUUGAAUAUGCUACCUCAGAGACGCGCUUUUGAAUCUCGUGCAAUCGUGGAUGAAUCGGGGGGAAAGCUCUUGAACGAGGAUGAAGAUUGUCGGACUGUGUUGGACUAUCUUUUGGAUGAUGUUUCGGAAUUUCUGUGUAAGCAUAUUAGGCUUCAAGAGGAAGUGAAACCAAAUUCUCGGCAGCUGGGAUGCUCAGUGCUUCUUAAAGAUUUUCUGGACCAUAUAACUGUUCGAGAGACCGAGAACUUUCGAACUCGCCGAGAAGAAAAUCAUAAUUCAGUAACGUUGACAACAAUGCAUCAGUCGAAGGGACUGGAGUGGGACAGCGUCUUCAUUGUGAAGGCCAACGAGUUGGAAACGCCACUGCUUCACGAGUCUUCAUCUUUGGAGGUAUGGCUAUUUCUUCUAAGAAGUCUUUGUAGAUUAAUUGGCAUUCCGUUACAGGAAGAGAGGAGAUUGUUUUACGUUGCAAUGACUCGCGCAAGGAAGAAAUUGUAUAUAGUAUAUAUAGUGGUUAACCCACAAAGACAGAUCUUGCAGCCAUCGCGAUUCUUAAGUGAAUUGCCGCGACAGCAUUUGCAGUUCGAGGGGUUAUCUGACUGUCCUGGUAAAUUUAAGGUAUUGCAACCUCCAGGCUUAGUGUGUAACUCGUCUAGCAAGGAUGUUUUGGACGAGAACGCGUUAACGGAUUCGUCCGCGUUUUUGAGAAGUUUCAAUAUCGAAGCCAGGUCUACCAUCGCAUCUAUAUUUCAUCAAUGGGCUAAGAAGUCCGCUUUUCAAGAUCCAAAACGUCUGCUCAUGAAAGUUGGUUUGGCUAUAGACGAGCGGCUGCGAUCAAAAACUGCGAAGAAUAAGGAUACAUUGCACGCGUUGAAACGUUCAUUGACAGAUGAUGCAGCAUUUGCGUACGCCGACCAGAUUGUCAAGUGGGAAAAACUUCCUGCACAUGAGCGCUCAGUACACAUGGCUGAACGACAGGAGUACUUCCAGCAAAAAUGUUCUGAGCGUACAAUGGGCUCCGUUCCAGCAACAGCUAAACAGAUUGCGUUUCUUCGGAGCUUCGGUUGCACUGUGAAUCCAUCUUCACGUCUUCAUGCGUCGAAGUUGAUCGAGCAGUACAAGGCUUUGUGAUCAUCGAUCAGGGAAAGGGGUUUGCUGAAAUACAGAUCCUGCUGGUGUACUUGGAGUGGUCGGACCGAUGGUUAUUGGGGGAAUCUUCCGGAAAGGAAUGCUCGUAGGAAUGGGAACGCUUGGGAAAAAAUUGCUCGUAGGAAUGGGAACGCUUGGGAAAGAAAUGCUGGGAACGUUUGGGAAAGGAAUGGUGAAGGGAGUGGAAUAGUCUGGAACGGAAAUAGUGAAAAUGGGAAGGUUGGAAUUCCCGGAGAUGGAGAUGACGAAGUGGACGGGGAAAAGUUGCUGCAAGAACUGGGAGAAGACACGAGGAAGUGCUGAUUUGGAGGGAGAGGUUGACCUGGAGACCACCGCUUCCAGUGUUGGAAGCGCUCCAUGUAGACGAUGGUUCGGAAAGAGCAGUAGCAGUCGAGGGAAAACUGACGACGAAGGCGAAGAGAUUGAGGAUUGCGUCGGCUUGCUGCUGCCAGUGAUCGCCAUUGCAAUGCGGGAGCUUUGCUCGGUGAGGAAACAUGAAGGGCCCGACUCCAUAGACUUGCCGUCCAUCCGGCAACCAGUGAUUGAGUGGCCCCCUCACCACUCGACUCAUACAUGUUGGGAGCAUGCUAACCGAGUAGGCGAUCUGGAGCGGGAGCUCCACCGUGAAGGCUCCCGUUUUGUUGGGUGCUACUCGUCUCUCGGAGGAUGAUCCGGUCGCCAGCAUCGAAGCACUCGACAGCUGCGGUAACGUCUGCACAGAUCACACAAGAAAAAGAGGAGAUCGAGCAAAGCUCAGGAUGGGAAGAGGCAUCGAGUUGGCGGUGAUUCACAUCUCCCAGCAGGUGUCGCAGAUGGCGUGGCCAAGGACGAUCCUCGGCAGGAAAGUGGACGAGGGAGACAAUAGCUCGGCGAUGUAGGGGUCUCUCGCUGCGCUGGCCGCGAGGAGUCGUGGCGAGAGUAGCAUGGCGAGAAGGAGCAGCAUCGCCAUUCUUUUUGGACAUUUGGACAGGAAGAGGAGGAUUUAUAAGAUUCGCCAAGUGGAAGGGAGAAAGAAUCAGUGAGGAAACGGUCACAAGAGCUUUUAUGGGUGAUGAUGCUUCUUGGUUCCGUGGAAAGGUGGCGGUGCUUGAGUGGAGUGAGAUCCAUGCGUUGGCGGAGCGCUUCCUGGUUUGCUGGAGCUUGGAUGUGGAGGGAAUGCUCCAGGAAAGGAUGGUGGAGAGUUUGCAAAUGGAGGAGGAGCCGCCUUGUUGGAGCCGUGUGGUGCUGGUUUCAGAGGAUAUCCAAAUCCCGGGUGUGGAGGAGGAGCCACUUUGAAGGCAGUCGAAUGAUCUACCGGUGGAAAUGCUCCAGGAACGAAUGGUGGGAAGUUCCAUCCAAGUCCUGGAAACGCAGAGUGUGGAGGAGGAGCUACUUUGCUGGCAGUCGAGUGAUCUACUGGAGGAAACGCUCCAGGAAAGAAAGGCGGAAAGCUUCCAAAUCCUGGGAACGCAGGGUGUGGAGGAGGAGCGACUUUGUUGGCAGUCGGAGGAAUGGCUCCAGGAAAGAAUGGUGGGAAGUUUCCAAAUCCUGGAAAAGCAGGGUGUGGAGGGGGAGCCGCGCUCGAGCCCUGAUCAUCGGCUACUGCUGGUUUUGAAUGGCGGAAAGGAUUCUCGUUGCAGGAUGGAAGAGGUUCCGGCGGCUGGAAGAAGAAAGGCCCAGCGCUGUAGAAGGGCCAUGGACGGGCAAUUUUGAGCGACGACUGAAAUGCCGGCAUCGAUGGUGGCGAUGGCGGGCUCCAAGGCUGGAACUGGAACUUGACGGGAGUGUUGCAAGUGCCGAGAUCGCCCUCGACUCUGGAGAAAUCGCUGGCCACCUUGACAGAGCAAGACGCCAGCUUCGCCGGGGAGCUGGCCACCUCCGCCGGGAGGGCGAUGGUGAAGACGCCAAACUCGGAGGUGGUGUUGGAUGCCUGGAAGUCGCCGCACUGGAUGAUCGCGGUCACGUCUUUGGUGAUCAAGCAAGAGCGUUAGAGCAAAUCUAGUUCCAAACUUCUUGGAAGAACACAUUAGAUAACUUACUUGGAAUGGCGAUGGUUGUGAACGAGAAGGUCUUGUCCAUA
Selaginella moellendorffii is the source of this 5065-nucleotide messenger RNA. RefSeq names its product ATP-dependent DNA helicase SRS2-like protein At4g25120. Gene Ontology annotation, biological process: recombinational repair. Lineage: Eukaryota; Viridiplantae; Streptophyta; Lycopodiopsida; Selaginellales; Selaginellaceae. The transcript has 30 exons. Bases 13 to 2988 code for a protein of 991 amino acids. Gene Ontology annotation, cellular component: nucleus. Gene Ontology annotation, molecular function: ATP binding; 3'-5' DNA helicase activity; hydrolase activity. The record is from RefSeq and is a predicted model, not a curated record.